Molecule: messenger RNA, 2150 nt
Organism: Mangifera indica (mango)
Lineage: Eukaryota; Viridiplantae; Streptophyta; Magnoliopsida; Sapindales; Anacardiaceae
Product: beta-glucuronosyltransferase GlcAT14A
Exons: 5
Coding region: 559-1827 (422 amino acids)
Cellular component (GO): membrane
Molecular function (GO): glucuronosyltransferase activity
Source: RefSeq, a predicted model, not a curated record
ACUCUUUCCUAAUCAGAUUCAGCAGAAUGAGAUAGAUUUAGGAUGUGAAAUUUGUUCGAAGCAUUAAGUGAAGUUUGUGUGUUAACACUUGACAGGUUGUUAAAAUAGAAAUAUUGACAAAUUAUUGUUCACUUCCAUAAAAGAAAUGUAUCAUUUAAUGUUGAUUUUCAUGAAAAUUAUAAUUAUCUUGUCCUUCCAUCGAUUUCAACUACAUUUGCUCGUUAUCUUGGGAUCCAAUUCUAUCUGAUAUUACAUAAUUUGUGUAAUUUUUUUGGCCUUUUCUAGCAUGUAUAUAUCCAGCUUUCCUUUCACCAGGUCCACCCCCUUGGCUUUUCUCGUAUUUAUUCAUUUGUUGUAACUAUCUUUCUGUUUGCUUGUUUCUCGAGAAAAUGAAAGAAAAGCAAAGGAUUAACCAAACCUUAAUAAUUCUUGAGGUGACCUAAGGCUCUUUUCCCUGAAAAUUGAAAUUGUAUCUUGUGCUUCGAUCAGUUUCAACUACAAUUGCUUGUUUUCUUGUGAGCCGAAUGAAUUGGAAGAAUUGAAAAUAGUAGUCAAGUCAUGCUCCAGCAACACCCUGCUCCGCCGUUAGCUGCCGCCCUCCUAGAGCAUGCCAAAUCCUCCCGCUCCCUCAUCAUCGCCACCUCUUUCUUCUCCCUUCUUUUCCUUCUCUCCCUCUAUUUUUCCACCUCUCCCGGCCCCCUCCAGCCCCAACCCGACCCGUUUCUGUUCCCCACUAGACCUACUUUUCCCUCCAAGAUCCCUUCUGAUCCUGCUCCUCCGUCGGUUGCCUAUUUCAUCUCUGGGGCAUGCGGCGACUCGGCUCGGAUCCUUCGCCUCUUGUUCGCUUCGUACCAUCCAAAGAAUCAGUAUCUGCUCCAUUUGGACCCCUCCGCUCCGCAAACUGAACGGGAUCGCUUAGCUCUGACGGUGCAAUCGGUGCCCAUUUUUAGAGCCGCACAGAACGUGGAUGUGAUUGGGAAACCUGAUUAUAGUUACUCAAGUGGAAGUUCUACGAUUUCUUCAGUCCUUCAUGCGGCGUCGAUACUCUUGAAGUUAGCUAAGAACUGGGAUUGGUUUAUCAAUUUGAAUGCUGAUGAUUAUCCGCUUGUUACACAAGACGAUCUUCUUCAUAUAUUAUCGUUUUUACCUAAAGAACUAAACUUUGUAAACCACACCAGCUACAUUGGCUGGAGAGAGUCAAGUAAACUGAGGCGGAUAAUCGUUGAUCCAGGGCUUUAUAUGUCUGAGAAAUCUGCAAUGUUUUAUGUUACUCAAAAGCGGGAUUUGCCUAACGCUUUCAGAUUGUUUUCAGGUUCUUCAUUCUUCAUUUUGAGUCGUAACUUUAUUGAAUUCUGCAUUUUGGGUACUGACAACUUUCCAAGGACUCUGCUGAUGUAUUUGUCAAAUACACCUCGUUCCCUUUCCAACUAUUUUCCUACCAUCCUUUGUAAUUCUCAUCAGUUCAACAGGACUAUUGUAAACCACAGCUUUCUACAUGUAGCAUUUGAUAAUUCCUCCGAAAAGAAGUCCCGGCCACUUAAUUCCACCGAGUUUGAUUCUAUGAUUCAGAGUGGAGCAGCAUUUGCCUCACAUUUCCAGAAUGAUGAUCCGGUGCUUGACCGCAUUGAUGCAGAAAUUUUAAAUCGUAACCCUGGCCAAAUUGUUCCUGGUGGAUGGUGCUUAGGUGAGUCUGGGAAUAACACGUGUUUAGUUUGGGGUGAUGCUGAUGUUUUGAGGCCUGGUCCAGGAUCAAGAAGACUUGAGAAACGCCUAGUUAACCUACUUGCAGACGGUCAUUUUUGGUCCCGGUCAUGUAUGCUUGACUGAUCUUCAGCCUACAAUCCCACUAAAUACUAUGGUGAAAAAACAGAGAAACAGAAAAAGGAAAAAAAAUGUGUAGGAAAGAACCUUGAGCAGCUUUGAGCUUCCCCCUAUUUCAAAGCUUCAAAAAAAUUGCUCCGAUUGUAUUACAUCAUGUACUUGCAAUGCAUGUUCUUGAAAUUUUGCCACGGGUCAGAUGAUCAUUUCAAAUGUUUACCUUCUCACAGGAAACAAAACUUGAGCAAGAAAUAGAAACAAAAUCCCCUUCAGCAUUGGCAAGAGAUGCUCAAUUACAAGUGUUUAUACUAGCUUUUUUCUUGUUUUGUAAA